AUAACCACUCUUCUCAGACUCACAAUCUCCGCUCCCUCUCCUCCCCCAACUAUACAUACAACAACUGUAUAUAUCUAUCCCUCCCUAUAUUCUCUCAAAAAUCCCCAAUUUUGAAUUUCGAAUUUUGAAUUUUCUCUGUUGAAUCGGAUAUGGCGACGAUGAUGUCGCAGAAGAAAGACGUGGAUCGGAUCAGAGGGCCGUGGAGCCCCGAAGAGGAUGAGCUAUUGACGAGACUUGUGGAGAAACACGGGCCGAGGAAUUGGUCUCUGAUUAGCAAAUCGAUUCCCGGGAGGUCGGGGAAAUCGUGCCGGCUGCGGUGGUGUAACCAGCUGUCGCCGCAGGUGGAGCACCGCGCGUUUACGGCGGAGGAGGAUGAGACGAUCAUACGCGCGCACGCGAAGUUCGGGAACAAGUGGGCCACAAUCGCGCGGCUGCUUAAUGGCCGUACGGAUAACGCGAUUAAGAACCACUGGAACUCGACGCUGAAGCGGAAGUGCGGGUCCGGGUCGGAGGAUUCGGGUUUCGAGCCGCCGAGGAAGAGAUCGGCGAGUGUCGGGGCGGCGGGGGUGAAUGUUUCCGGGUUUUAUGUGAGCCCCGGGAGCCCCUCCGGAUCUGAUUUGAGCGAUUCUAGUCUCCCGCAGGUUUUCCGGCCUGUUGCUCGUGCCGGCGGGGUUUUUACGACGCCGGUGCCGCAGAUCGAAACGGAUUCUGAUCCUCCCACUUCUCUCACUCUCUCUUUACCCGGAUCCGAUAGCUCUGAAACUCCAACUAGCCAACUCGACUCUCCCCAUAUUGUUCAACCCCACGCGCCGCCGUCUCAAUCCCACGCGCCGCCGCCUCCACCGCCCCCUAUUUCUUUCUCCCCGGUGGUGGCUUCAUCUCCAUCACAACCACCGCCGCCGCCGCCAGCACCUCAAAGCUUCGAGUUUUUACCCGCGCCGCCGCCGCAAACGGCGGAGAAGCCGCUGUUCAGCCCGGAGUUCCUGGCGGUACUGCAGGACAUGAUUAGGAAAGAGGUCCGGACUUACAUGUCCGGCGUCGAGAAAAACGGGCUCUGUAUGCCGACGGAAGCAAUCCGAAAUGCCGUCGUCAAACGAAUCAGCCUUAGCAGGAUCGAAUAACUGACUGACGGUAGUGCUUGUAUAGGAGAUGGUCGGUCAAUGUUAAGCUCGCCUGAACUCCGGCGAUCGUUCAUGGGUUGCUCUUCAGUCUUCCCUUGUAGAAUUUCCAUCAGUCUGUCUUUAAGAAAAAAUAAUUUUGCAGGCAUAUACCGAUGAAAGAGACGGAGAGAGCUCUAAACAGUAGUUCCCGUCGAUGAGAAAUCGCCGGAAAAGAAGAACCAAUCGGAAAAAAUGGACAUUUUCCGGCUGAGAUGCAAAAUUGAAUUCUGAAAAUUUUAAGGGACUGGAAAGUAAAUUCGGGAAUUUCACAUUAAAUUCAGAAAUGUUAUUUUUGUAGUAUUUCGGUUGAAAAAUGGGUAUAUUAAUAUAACGCCUGUGGGGGCAUAAUGGACAUUGAAUGAAAAUGUUUGUUAAUUAACAA
This is a messenger RNA of Ipomoea triloba (trilobed morning glory), 1542 nucleotides long. Its product is annotated as transcription factor MYB44. The record is from RefSeq and is a predicted model, not a curated record. The coding region runs from base 150 to 1121 and encodes 323 amino acids. The transcript has a single exon. Lineage: Eukaryota; Viridiplantae; Streptophyta; Magnoliopsida; Solanales; Convolvulaceae.